AUGACAUUUGACAUGGACACAAGAAAGAUCAGCCAAUGGCAGGAGGAGUUUGUGGCGGUUUUGCAGUUUGAACGGACGGCCGGCCGGCCGGGCGAGCGAGCGAGCGAUCGAUCGGUGGGGGAAAUGUUGGUCGCGGUGAGAAGGCUGCUUAAAGAGGUAGAAGCUGCAAAGAAUCUUUCCAAAGAAGAAGAAUAUGUAACAGAAGAAGGGCCCACUGUAGUUCAGCAUGUAGUUGGUUUCCGGAGGAAACAGAAGAUGAUGUUUCGGCAGCUGAAGACAUGUGCUUUGCUGUUGGAUCUGGUGAAAAACAGUGAUGCCAAUGGGAUUAAAGAAAUUGACCAACAGCAGGAUAUCCAGCUGAAAGUCAAUGAAAUGAGGCAGAAGUGGAAGAGCUUGAAAUCAGAAUGUCGAGUGCAAGAAGAGGAGCUUCAAAACAUGUCCACCAUCCUACAGAAAUUCCAAGCUCUCGAGGCAAAAGAGCAAGCUUUGAAGGAUGCUAUCCAGUUAUAUGAAGCAAAGAAAAGACAGCUUGAAGAGGUUGCUCACCAAAAGAAGUUACAGUUUCAGGAGGAGCAGAAACUGGGAUUGGCCGAAGAGAAGAGUCUGAUUGAGAAGGGCAUUGAGGAAUGCUCCCUGUCUAUAAGCAAGUGCCAUGCCUCGAUACAACAGGCACAGCGAGCAAUCCAGCUGAUGGCGAGGAAGUGUGGUUUCACUGACAGCAUACGCCCUUGUGAUUUCCACACCCUGUCUAAUCUCCACCAAAUCCUAGAGACGCAGUCAGGGGUGAAAGUGCUGGCACUCUCUGAAGAUCAGGCCACUCUACAGUUUGAUCCCCGCUCGCUGAUCCCCCUGACCAAGCUCACUCCACUUGUGCUGACGAUAACCUGGACUAGCAACGAAGCAGCAAAGCUUGAGACGAAUUGUGCCUUCCUUGAGCUGUCUGAUAUCAAGUCACUGGAUCUGCCAAACAUUACAGCUGAAAUCUGGAAACGUUACAUGAGCCAGGCUGAGCUCUGGGGGGAGAUCCAGGACCUACAGAACAAGUACGCUAUUGAUUGGCUGGAAAGUGAGCGGAAGCUGAGGUUACUACGUUUGAUUGCGAGCAGCUCGUCGAACAUCAUCUACACGAUGUAUGUCGAGCCCGGUUACCCAGUUGAUGGCGAGGUCAAGCUCUGCUCCAUCCAAGAGAACAAUAGGCUUAUUGAUAUGGUGGUAAAGCCUCCACAAGCCAAGCCGCUGCUGACUGACUGGUUGGAGUAUCUGAACAACUUGAAGUAUCGGGAAGGAUAGAGGGUGCUUUUUUCUCUUGUGUGCACGUAAUUCUCUACACUGGGUGAAAGAUUGUGACCAUGCAUCUAAUCUGCACACUUCAUGACAUUACGAGCCUCUAUAAGGUCAAGUCUAACUUGGAGCUGGAUGACAGAGCAGAAACAUAUACUCUGUGGCCGCUUGAGUUACCUCCUGUACCAAAUAAAGUGGCCAGUAAGUGCAUGUUCAUGCCUUCUGCUGUAGACCAUUCACUUCACGGUUUUAUGCAUUCAGAGGUGCUCUUCUCCACCCCACUGUUGUAACGAGUGGUUAUUUGAGUUACUGUCACUUUCCUGUCAGUUUGAACCAGUCUGGCUCUUCUCCCCUCUCCUUUCCUCUCCUCUCUCCUCUCUCAUUCACGAGCUGUUUUUGCCCACAGAACUGCGGCUCACACUGCAUGUUUCUGUUUUGUUGUUUUUCACGCCACUCUCUGUAAACUCUAGAGCAGGGGUUCCCAACCUUUUUUAUGCCAUGGACCAAUGCUAUUAAGCAAGGGAUCCAUGAACCCCAGUUCUAAAGACUCUUGUCUGUGAAAAUUCCAGGACAUCAGUUUCUCAGAUACUCAAACCACCCUGUCUGGCACCAACCAUCAUUUCACAGUCAAAGACACUUAGAUCACAUUUCUUUCCCAUUCUGAUGUUUGGUCUGAACAACUGAACCUCUUGUCCGUGUCUGUAUGCGUUCAUGCAUUGAGUUGCUGCCACAUGAUUGGCUGAUUAGAUAUUUGCAUUAAUGAGCAGGUAUACCUAAUAAAGUGGCCACUGAGUGAAAGUGUCAGUCCCUGGGGUGCUCUUGAAUCCACUGAGUCUCCCCAAAGAUCAUUGCUGAAGAACAGCCAGCUAGAUCAUAAACACAAGAGAUUCUGUAGAUGUUGGAAAUUUAGAGCAGCGCGCACGCGCACACACGCACGCACACACACACACACACACACACACACACACACGUAUAUCAGUACAGGAAAUAAAUUUAUUUUUCAAU
This is a messenger RNA of Mobula hypostoma (lesser devil ray), 2286 nucleotides long. RefSeq lists its product as uncharacterized. The coding region runs from base 1 to 1290 and encodes 429 amino acids. Gene Ontology annotation, biological process: mitotic cell cycle checkpoint signaling. The transcript has 12 exons. The record is from RefSeq and is a predicted model, not a curated record. Gene Ontology annotation, cellular component: kinetochore. NCBI's taxonomy places the organism in Eukaryota, Metazoa, Chordata, Chondrichthyes, Myliobatiformes, Myliobatidae.